Molecule: messenger RNA, 2121 nt
Organism: Myiozetetes cayanensis
Lineage: Eukaryota; Metazoa; Chordata; Aves; Passeriformes; Tyrannidae
Gene: JHY
Product: junctional cadherin complex regulator
Exons: 9
Coding region: 76-1974 (632 amino acids)
Biological process (GO): axoneme assembly
Source: RefSeq, a predicted model, not a curated record
GCCGGGAAUGGGACCGGGAAUGAGCCGGGAACGGAGAGGGGCUGGCGUAAAUAAACCAUCGGUGCAAGCCACGGCAUGAAACCUUCGGCUCUGAAGCACAUCACAGUUUUUUCUCCCCACACUCACACCCUGAAUAAAAUCCACGUGCCCCCCAAAGUCCUCGUGCCACCCGUUUUCCACCCUCCGAAAUGGAGGAGGGCCCUUGCCGGGGAAGGGGGAUCUGCCUGCAGCCCGCAGGACUGCCGGGACUCGGACGCUGAGAGCCUCCCUGAGGAGGGACAGGACCAGCUGGGGCUCCAGGAGAUGAUCCUGGACAACGAAGAGCUGCUGGGACUGAGUUCUGAUGAGCUGGACAGUGACAGCCUGGAGGAGGUGAGCUCGGGAGAAUACCCCAGCCCAAACGGAGCACAGAAGGAUCGAGGGAAAAAACAGUCUGUGGACAAACAUUCCAGCCAAAGGUACAAUCCUAAGUGGAAGAACACAAGAAAGGCAGGGAAAGCAUCUCAAGCUGGAGGAAGCAUUGUGGACUUUUCACAGGAGUCAUUUUACCUCCACUCCAGUGGCUCCUCAGAAGAAAAGAGCCAAGAGGAGGCAAAAGCCCAGGAUUCAUUCUCAGAGUUUGAUUCAGAAUUUUUAAGCUUUCAUAACCCAAAUGUCCUGGUCAGCAAUGAGCCCCUUGGGCUGCAGACCAAAAAGAAGGAAUCUGCAGAUGGUUGCCAGUCCAAAGAUCGACCACAGAGAGCAAAAAAAAACUUUGUGAAGAAAAAUAAACAGACUUUAGGAUUGCCCUCAGAGAGGAUAAAUUCCUAUCUGGAGUUACACAAUAAAAAGCAACAAGUUCUUCAAGAGCAGGUUACAGAUCCUAAAACAGUUGAUGAGGAAGAACCACCACCCCAGACUGUGAAAAAGAAGCCUAAAGACAACCUGAAAGGGCAGCAGCUCAAGGAUCAGCACAACAAGUUCUCCCAGAGGAAUAAAGCAAAACCCACUGGGAAUCUCAAUGGAAAAGAUUUUCCAGGGAAAGGCAGCCAACAACCACCAGGAAGAGCAGCAGAACCGAAGCCUUGGCACCAGAGUGCCAAGCAAAUACCAGGAUUUCAGGCUGCUCCCAGGCCAGUGGAGCAGGUCAAGAGCACUGCCCUGCAGGAAUCUCUGCAUCCAAACCCUUCUGCUGGCCCUGACACAGAUCCAGCAGCAAAAUCCAGCACUUGCUUCAGUAAUUCCCCAAUUUCAAGAUGUUUUCAAGAAUUGAAGGAUCAAAUCCUGCUUCAGGACUGCAAAAAAUACAUCCAUGAGGAUAAAAGCUCACCACCAGCCCCUUGUUCAACCUCCAGGUUCACCCAGAUGAUGGAGCAGCAUCACCCAGGAAUCCCUGGUUUGGCAGGAGCUCACUUUGCUGACAGGUGGCUGCUCAGCCUCCUCCCACCUCCAAUCCCAUGGUCACCAAGUGGCUCCAAGGAGGAUCUGGAGGGAGGUGGAGGAAAUCCACUGACAACAAGGAGGAGCAGCUCAGAGGCACAUCUCAUGCAAAUGAAAAAGGAAACCCUGCCUAAAGUCAGCAAGAAGCCAUGUGGCCCCAAAGUCUGCAUAAACCUGAACGUGAAGCUCGGGGGCCUCGGACCUGACUAUGAAGCCAUCAAAGAGAAAAAGCAGAAAUUGAAGGUGCAAAAGGAAUAUUCAAAGCAGAUUAAGGAAUACAACAUGAAAAAUAUUACUUUAGUUCAGAAGUUACCUACAAAGCCUCAGGUCACCCCUUCAGUGUCGAGACAGAAGGCACUGGAAUAUGCUAAGAAGAUUCCAAGGCCAAAGACUUUCAUGACAAGACCAUCAGACAAAGAGGGGAAAGAGGAAGUUCAGCCCCAGAGUUCAGAUGGAAGCAGUUUCCCCAAAAUCCCAUCCCUGGAGACUCUGCGAAGUAGACACGAGAAGGAGAAGGAGGUUGUGGCUGCCUUCAAAGCCCUUCAUAUCUUAUAAGGGAUAUAUCUGAAAAUAUCUGGGAUAUCUUCAAAUCAAAAAUGCCUCAACUACUUGAUUAAGAGCUCUGACCAUCACAUAUUGAUUUACCAGCCCAUUGAAAUAUGAAGUGGCUCAAGUUUAAUCAUUGGUACAUUUUGGGCUCAG